This is a messenger RNA of Eriocheir sinensis (Chinese mitten crab), 3507 nucleotides long. Its product is annotated as proprotein convertase subtilisin/kexin type 5-like. NCBI's taxonomy places the organism in Eukaryota, Metazoa, Arthropoda, Malacostraca, Decapoda, Varunidae. The transcript has 15 exons. The record is from RefSeq and is a predicted model, not a curated record. Bases 26 to 2560 code for a protein of 844 amino acids.
GUGGGCACCUCACAACACCACAAGGAUGAAAGGUGCGCUAACGUUCACUCUUCUAGGCGUGGCUGCCCUCCUGGCAAUAACGUGGGCCCUGGAACAUGAAGCCCAUUCCUUCAGCAAGACAAGACGUGGCUCAGAGGGCGAGGAGGUUGCGGGGCACACGUCCUCUAAAACCCAUGGCGGCAAGGGCUGGCCUAUCCGGACACCACAACUAAAGGCUGGAGAGAUUAAGUUUCCGAGUUACAAGAAGCGCGGAAUUAAACCCGAGAAGGCUGCGGGGAGGCUCAGAGUAAGGAAGGUUAAGAAGGGAAGCGGCGACAAGUCCAAGAAUGAGGAGAAGCUGAAGGACAAAAAGAAAGACAAGAAGAAGAAGAAGAAGAAGAAGUGCAAGAAAACCAAGAGCUGCAAGAAGGGCGGCGGAAAGUGCAGGAAGGAGUGCAAGAAGCAGGAGAAGGAGUCCAGUGACGCCGACUGCAAAGACAAAUGCAAAUGUUGUGUCAAGGAAGAGCAACCGUUGCAGUGUUGGACAAAGCCUAAGUGCAAAGCGAGUGAAGGCACGUGUAAGGAGACCUGCCUAGAGGAUGAAAUGGACGUGGGUGAUGACUUCAACUUCUGUCUUCCUGGAGGCCUCUGCAGGUGUUGCGCCCCGCGAGGGUGUGUUCCCAGUGACCCUUGUACAAAACUGAACGGCGUCUGCAGCGACUCGUGUCCUGAAGGGAACCUUGCUGUUCCGGGCGUGUGUGUCGGGGCGACCUGUGACUGCUGCGUGCCUAAGGAAUGUGUUCCUAGUGACCCUUGUACAAAACUGAACGGCGUGUGCAGCGACUCGUGUCCUGAAGGGAACCUUGCUGUUCCGGGCGUGUGUGUCGGCGCGACCUGUGACUGCUGUGUGCCUGAAGUCCCUGAGGUGUGUGUUACCAACGCCAUGUGUACACAAAUGAACGGUGUGUGCAGCGACACGUGUCCUGAAGGCAACCUUGCUGUUUCGGGCCUCUGUGACGGAGCAGGCUGUAGCUGCUGCAUGACUCAAGUCCCUGAGGGGUGUGUUCCCAAUGGCCAGUGUACACAAAUGAACGGGGAGUGCGCCGACUCGUGUCCUGCAGGGACUCGUGUUAUUCCUGGUCUCUGUGACGGGGCGGACUGUGACUGUUGCGUACCUGACGUACCUGAGGGGUGUGUUCCCAAUGGCCAGUGUACACAAAUGAACGGGGAGUGCGCCGACUCGUGUCCUGCAGGGACUCGUGUUAUUCCUGGUCUCUGUGACGGGGCGGACUGUGACUGUUGCGUACCUGACGUACCUGAGGGGUGUGUUCCCAAUGGCCAGUGUACACAAAUGAACGGGGAGUGCGCCGACUCGUGUCCUGCAGGGACUCGUGUUAUUCCUGGUCUCUGUGACGGGGCGGACUGUGACUGUUGCGUACCUGACGUACCUGAGGGGUGUGUUCCCAAUGGCCAGUGUACACAAAUGAACGGGGAGUGCGCCGACUCGUGUCCUGCAGGGACUCGUGUUAUUCCUGGUCUCUGUGACGGGGCGGACUGUGACUGUUGCGUACCUGACGUCCCUGAGGGGUGUGUUCCCAAUGGCCAGUGUACACAAAUGAACGGGGAGUGCGCCGACUCGUGUCCUGCAGGGACUCGUGUUAUUCCUGGUCUCUGUGACGGGGCGGACUGUGACUGUUGCGUGCCUGACGUCCCUGAGGAGUGUGUUCCCAAUGUCCAGUGUACACAAAUGAACGGCGAGUGUAGCGACACGUGUCCUGAAGGAAAUCGUGUUGUUCCGGGCCUGUGUGCCGGGGCGGACUGUAACUGCUGCAUCCCUGACACCCCUGAGGAGUGUGUUCCCAACGCCCUGUGUACACAAAUGAAUGGCGUGUGUACCGAAACGUGUCCUGAAGGAACCAUUGAUGUUCCUGACAUAUGCCAGGGCGCGAACUGUGACUGCUGCGUACCUGAAGUCCUUGAAGAGUGUGUUGCCAGUGACCAGUGUACAGGAAUGAACGGAGUGUGCGGUGACACGUGUGCUGCAGGGGAUAGUGUUGUUCCGGGCCUGUGCACCGGAGAGGCCUGUGACUGCUGCAUACCUGAUGAUGGUAACAAUGGAAAUGGUGGUGACGGUAACGAUGGAAAUGGUGGUGACGGUAACGAUGGAAAUGGUGGUGACGGUAACGAUGGAAAUAAUGGUAACAAUGGAAAUGGUGGUGACGGUAACGAUGGAAAUGGUGGUGACGGUAACGAUGGAAAUAAUGGUAACAAUGGAAAUGAUGGUGACGGUAACAAUGGAAAUGGUGGUGACGGUAACGAUGGAAAUAAUGGUAACAAUGGAAAUGGUGGUGACGGUAACGAUGGAAAUGGUGGUGACGGUAACGAUGGAAAUAAUGGUAACAAUGGAAAUGAUGGUGACGGUAACAAUGGAAAUGGUGGUGACGGUAACGAUGGAAAUAAUGGUAACAAUGGAAAUGGUGGUGACGGUAACGAUGGAAAUGGUGGUGACGGUAACAAUGGAGGUGGUAACGGUAACAAUGGAGGUGGUAACAAUAACAAUGGAGGUGGUGGUGGACGUUGAGAGUCCCAAGUUCGAAUCCCACUUCAAGAACAACGAAAGAUGUCCUGAUAAUGCUUCCAAAUAUGUAUUUCUGGUAAUAACCUUCACAACGGUAUCUCUCUAAACCUCACCUUUUAAAAACACAAGACUUUGUUAACAACCUUUAUAAUGUACUCUCCUCUAAGCCUCACCUUCUCUUCAGAACUAAAAAAGUGGUCUCAACAAAGCUCACAAUUUUUUUUUCUGUUAAUCAUCUCCACAACCUUCACAGUAUUAGUUCUGUUUUUGUUUCCAUGUCAGAUCAUCUCUUCUAAGCCUUGCCUUCUUUUCCUCAGCGGCAGGAAGCGGUGGGCACCGCUAACCGAAAAGUUAGCUUCGCUAACUGGUAAUCCAUUAACCAAAAAGUUAGCUUCGCUUACGCUAAUCCGCUAAACUGAUAAAGAAAUUAGUGAAAGCUAACGCUAACCGCUAACUUUUUAUAUGGAUUUAGCUUCUGUUUAAUAUUUUGAUUCUAAAACCCUUAAAAGCAGACCUAGUGACCUGAAAUUUCAAUAUGUUGUAACUUAGACAUAAAGCUUUCCAUAAAGGUAUAGCAUGCCAAAAUCAGAUGAUGAUAAAGGUGUAUACAAAUAAACAAAACAAACAAACAAGUAACAACAAGAAGAAAAGAGAAAGAAACCUCCAGGUUAUUGUAAAUCCGUAUAUUUUACCCAAGAUUUCCUGCAAAUUUACACUUUUUUUUUUUACUUUUUAUUCCAUAACUGACACUUAUUUUUAUCAUAGUUUCAUCAUAGUUUUAGCUAAGCUUCUGUCAAAGUUUUUAAUUAUUUUUGUUGCGUUAUUUUUUUCUACUCAUUAUCAUCUCCAAGCUGUCUUUUCCAUUGAUGCACAAGAGUUUACCAGUGUCCUCAUUUUUCCACCUCUUUCAGUGAUAAGUCCUGGAACAGCCUUUUUCAUUUUUUAUUUCU